This is a messenger RNA of Verticillium alfalfae VaMs.102, 441 nucleotides long. RefSeq lists its product with no specific name. The transcript has 2 exons. Bases 1 to 441 code for a protein of 146 amino acids. NCBI's taxonomy places the organism in Eukaryota, Fungi, Ascomycota, Sordariomycetes, Glomerellales, Plectosphaerellaceae. The record is from RefSeq and is a predicted model, not a curated record.
AUGGCCUAUCCCACUGACGACAAGGCGGCCCUGAGCCACAGCUACGAGCCUGUUCAGGACCUCGCCCUGCCCCCAAAGGCUGCCACCGUCAAGACGACUGAGGCGACGCAUGGCUCCUCGCCUGCCUCGUCUACGAAGGAGAAGAUCAUCGAGGUCCGCCGCGACAGCAUCCCUUCAACGCCACACUCCCUUCGCAAUGACAACCCCUUUGACACGGAUGUCGAGGCCAUGAUCACCACGACCAACACGAACAAUAACAACAACAUGUCGCGCAAGUGCACCACCACCAUCUCCAAGGCCGAUUCAAGGGCAACCCGCAUCAUUCCCCAGGUUCCUCAUUCGCCCUAUUUGAUUGUCGGGAUCUCCGUCGGCGUCGGCUUUGGCGUCAGCAAGCCUCUGGGCGCACCCAUCUGGGGCGUCAAGGACGACGAGAAGAGGUAG